Molecule: messenger RNA, 2308 nt
Organism: Glycine soja
Lineage: Eukaryota; Viridiplantae; Streptophyta; Magnoliopsida; Fabales; Fabaceae
Product: F-box/FBD/LRR-repeat protein At3g14710-like
Exons: 4
Coding region: 188-1693 (501 amino acids)
Molecular function (GO): protein binding
Source: RefSeq, a predicted model, not a curated record
UAACAGUAGGUACUUUAUUUCCUUUAACUAUAUAUAUUGAUGAUUGGAUAGUUGAUUUUAACUACAAAAUUACGUAGGAGCCGUAUAUUCAAAUUUGUCAACCCAGAAAUUGAGUAACUCUCCUAAUCUUUCAGGCUUAUAUUUUCACACAUGUCCUUUAGACUUGUUACUUUGCAUUGUAUAUUAAAUGUUGCACUUGCAUGCUUUAAGUUAUGAUUCUAUACGGUAUAGACAUUUUGUUUUAUCCAAAAUUAAAUUGUUUAACAUUGUCACAAAUCGUGCACGUACCAGGUUCUUUGUAGUAGGAAUGGAUUCAAAUGCUGCAACAAUGCAUGGUACAACAAAACAGCUCAAGUAUGGAGCAAAAGACAUAAUAAGCCAAAUACAUGACAGCAUUCUUGGUCAUAUCUUGUCUUUCCUUCCAACGAUGGAGGCAGUCCAAACAAGCGUGUUAUCAACAAGGUGGAUUGAUGUUUGGACAUCCAUCACCAACCUAAAGUUGAAUGAUGGUGUGCUAAUUUGUUCUGGGAAGAAGAUGCAGAAGGAACAAUAUGAGUAUUUUGUAAACACAAUGCUUCUUCACCUUGCCAAUUUAAGCAUCCAAAGUUUCUCUCUUUGUUUAACAUGUUUUCAUUAUGAGUCAUCCCAGGUCAGUGCAUGGAUCUCUUCUAUAUUGGAAAGAGGAGUCCAAAGGCUUGAAAUUCAAUAUGCUAAUAAAAUCUUCUUUCCUUCGCAUACCCUCUUUAGUUGCAACUCUUUAGUACAAUUGGUGCUUCAAAUGAGAUGCACUCUUAGUGUUCCAAUCUUUGCAUGUCUCCCAAACCUUCAAACUCUUGGCCUUUCGGGGAUCAAGUUAGUGAGUGAUCAUGAAUCCUCCACUUAUUCAAAAGAUCUAGUUCUUAGCUUCCCAAUUCUCAAAGUGUUUGAAGCUAAAGGAUGUGAGUGGUCAACUAAGCAGAAUCUUUGUAUCCAAGUACCUCUACUUGAAAGGUUUUCCAUAGCAAUGUGGAACUCCCUAUCAAAUGAAUCAUGCAAAUCUUCCAUCAAGAUUUUCUCUCCCCAUCUAACAGAUUUCUCUUAUAAGGGUGAUCUUGAACAGGAAAUCAUUCUAUUAAAUACAUUAUCAAUUCGCACUGCUUCUGUAGUGAUUGUCAUUGAUGAAGAUAGAAAGGAAAGCAUGAGAAGACUUGGGUUUCAAGUACAUAAGCUUCUCACACAAAUCUGUGAAGUGGAACAAUUGAAAUUACUAUUGUACAAGGUUUUAGUGCAUGCUGCUGAUAUUUUCACCCAUCUACCAGUUUUUGGAAAGUUGACUUAUCUGCAACUGAAUGAGGUUACCGGUGAAGCUCUGUUGAACCUACUCCACAAUUCUCCCAUGCUUAAUACUCUUAUAUUACAAAAUGGAGUAUUUGACUUAAAUGAAGAUAUGUUGACAUCUGCAUCAGUGCCUCAAUGCUUUUUGUCUAGCCUCAAAGUUUUUCAGUUUAAAGGAUUUAAUGUGCAUGAGCAUGAACUUCUUCUGGCGAAAUUCGUGAUGGCAAAUGCAACAGUCUUGGAAAGAAUGACUUUAAGCACAGCAUUUUGGCUGCAGUAUUCAGAUAUUGACAUGGAGAAAGUUAAGGAGCAGAUACUCUCUUUUCCAAAGCGUUCCAGCUUUGUCAUGAUUGAAUUUUCUCAUGUCAACGGUUCCUGAAGCCACAACUGUUAUCUAUCCUUAGUCUCUUCACUACAAGCAUUGCAAAAAAAUAUUGUUUCUACGUAAGGGGGAAUCAUUAUUUCAUUGUGUGCUAUUCUAUUUAAUUAUUGAGCACUGUGACAAAUCGUGUAUCAAGUGCUUUUCCUAGUCAUUGAUUUAAAUGCUCCAACUCCGGAUGAUGUAACAAAACAGCUUCCUACAGUGCAAACAGUGGUUGGAGUAGAUGACAUGAUUAUUAGCAGAUUACAUGAACGCAUCUUGGUCAAUCCAGUAGCAAAAAGAGUGCUUCUUCACCUUGCCAAUUGAAGUAUCCAAAGUUUCUUUGUUUAACAAGUUGUCAUUAUGAUUCAUCCCAGAACAGUGCAUGGGUCAUUAGCUUCCCAGUUCUCAAAGGGCUAGAAGCUAGAGAGGAUGUGAGUGAUUAUGCAGACGAUGAGUAUACAUUCUGAAGCACGAAUAUUCUGUUUUGGCCAAUGUACCAAUAUCGGAUACGUAUCCAAUACCGAUACGCUCGGAUACGCCUUGAAUACAUAUCUCACACGUAUCUAGUCUUAGACCAAUUCAAAAAAGGAAAAAUCGUCCCGAUACAAUUUUUUAUAUAUCUGAUAAGAC